Molecule: messenger RNA, 2586 nt
Organism: Castor canadensis (American beaver)
Lineage: Eukaryota; Metazoa; Chordata; Mammalia; Rodentia; Castoridae
Gene: Pex5
Product: peroxisomal biogenesis factor 5
Biological process (GO): protein import into peroxisome matrix, docking
Cellular component (GO): peroxisomal membrane; cytosol
Molecular function (GO): protein binding
Source: RefSeq, a predicted model, not a curated record
ACCCCUUGUCAGUGUCCCCUGCCCGCUGGGCUGAAGAAUAUCUGGAACAAUCUGAGGAGAAGCUGUGGCUGGGAGAGCCAGAGGGAACAGCCACCUCUGAUCGCUGGUACGAUGAAUAUCAUCCUGAGGAGGAUCUGCAGCACACGGCCAGUGACUUUGUGGCCAAGGUGGAUGACCCCAAGUUGGCUAACUCUGAGGACACAUCAGAUGCCUGGGUUGAUCAGUUCACGAGACCAGUAAACAACACAUCUGCCCUGGAUAUGGAGUUUGAACGAGCCAAGUCAGCUAUAGAGUCUGAUGUCGAUUUCUGGGACAAGUUGCAGGCAGAGUUGGAGGAGAUGGCAAAACGGGAUGCUGAGGCUCACCCCUGGCUUUCUGACUACGAUGACCUCACAUCUUCCUCUUAUGAUAAGGGAUACCAGUUUGAGGAGGAGAAUCCUCUGCGUGAUCAUCCUCAGCCUUUUGAAGAAGGCCUGCAGCGACUUCAGGAGGGGGACCUGCCAAAUGCUGUGCUGCUUUUUGAGGCGGCUGUGCAGCAGGAUCCUAAGCACAUGGAAGCUUGGCAGUAUUUGGGCACGACCCAGGCUGAGAAUGAGCAAGAGCUAUUGGCCAUCAGUGCGCUGCGGAGGUGCCUGGAGCUAAAGCCAGAUAACCGGACAGCACUGAUGGCGCUAGCUGUGAGCUUUACCAAUGAGUCCCUGCAGCGACAGGCCUGUGAAACCCUGCGAGACUGGCUGCGCUACUCACCAGCUUAUGCCCAUCUGGUGGCACCUGGUGAAGAAGGGGCUGGUGGGGCAGGACUGGGCCCCAGCAAGCGAAUCCUGGGAUCUCUGUUGUCUGACUCUCUGUUUCUUGAAGUGAAAGAGCUUUUCCUGGAAGCUGUACGCCUGGACCCCACAUCCAUUGACCCUGAUGUGCAGUGUGGCCUGGGAGUCCUCUUCAACCUGAGUGGGGAGUAUGACAAGGCCGUGGACUGUUUCACUGCUGCCCUCAGUGUUCGUCCCAAUGACUAUUUGCUGUGGAAUAAGCUGGGGGCCACCCUGGCCAAUGGGAACCAGAGUGAAGAAGCAGUGGCUGCGUACCGUAGGGCCCUUGAGCUGCAGCCUGGCUAUAUCCGGUCUCGCUAUAACCUGGGCAUCAGCUGCAUCAACCUUGGUGCUCACCGGGAGGCUGUGGAACACUUUCUGGAGGCCCUGAACAUGCAGAGGAAGAGCCGGGGCCCCCGGGGGGAGGGGGGCGCCAUGUCAGAGAACAUCUGGAGUACUCUGCGUUUGGCAUUGUCUAUGUUAGGGCAGAGUGAUGCUUAUGGGGCUGCUGAUGCUCGGGAUCUGUCUGCUCUUCUAGCUAUGUUUGGCCUGCCCCAGUGACAGUGGGAUGGGCUGCCCUGUGAGUGUCUGCCUGGAGAGGUCCCUGCUUUGGGGGUGACUCCCUCUCUCCCAACGGGUCUGCCAAGGGGUUGGGCUGAUGACCACAAGCGGUAUGGCUUCUAAGGCGCUGCCUUGAUCUAGGAGUGGAUAUUCUGUGUUCUAGUCCUACAUAAUUGUAGGGAAUGAGCUGUUGCCUGUGUCCCUUGGUAAUUCAAGGGCUGUACAUCAACUACAGAUCUCUCUGCUCAUCAUGCCCUUUCUUGGUGCUGCUUUUUAGGUAGACCCAAUGGUAUGGGGUAACUGUUGUCAUCAGCUACCAUUUCUGAUAGGGUCUACCACAUCUGUAAUGUCUGUCCUUUCCCCACUUUUACUGGGAAUUGAUUAGUCCAGCUUCAUUGGACAGUUGUGUGUAGGAGGUUCUCCUGAGCAUCUCUAACGAAGGCUCUUUCUCCUAUGGAUGUGUUAGCAGUUGGCCUGUUUGAUUGAAAUGUUGAUUUGGCUCUGCAGAGCUGAGUUUGGUAGGGGUGCUUGUAGUUCUGUCACUCUUGGACUGCUCUUGGCAGUGAGCUCUGAUUCCCUUUGAGUGUAACACUGAGGCAGGAAUGUAGUGCCACUGUGGUGGGUUCUGCAAGGGCAUCCAGGGAGUUUGGGCAUGGGAUAGGAGGGAACUCAUUUGUGGAAUGAACCUGGAGGGGCUAGAUCAAAAACUCUGUCCUGGGGCCUUUGCUGGAUGGACAGAGGGGUGUGGUGUGUGCAGUAGGCCCUCUUCCUCUCAGAUUUGUGAGGGGCAAUUGACCUAAUUCUUAUAGCAAGUUGUUCAGAAAUUGCAAUUUUGCCAAAUUCCUAGCAAAGAGGGGGUUCAGUGUUACCUUAAGCCUUUGCUGUACUUCUUGAAAUGUUUCUAGGGGAGAGUGUUGAGAAAUCCCUUUCCCCUGUGUUACCAACACAUGGUGAAGAUUGAAGGAAGCCAAGGGAGCAACUGGAUUCUUUUCCACUGUCCUCUGCAUGGGGAAACACACUCGCUCCCAGAAAUGACUGCUAAGCCUCUUGCCUUGUCUUCAGUAGCUAAUGAUCACAGAGAUUUUUUUUUUUUAAACUACCAUGGUCCUAAAGUUCCAUCCUGAAAUUUAUUUUUCUUUGUAUGAAUAUGUGUAUAUGAUUUAAAAAUAAAACUGUAAGAUAUUUGUAUGAAGAAUAAAUGGAACUGAUGUGGGUAUGA